CUCAUGUAAACAAAAGUAAAGCCAGUUGCCCUUUAAACAAAAGUCUCCUUAUCUGUCGGACCUGCUUUAUACAGCCCCAUAGUAAAUCAAACGAUCGUACGGUGAAAAAAAAAACGAUUAAACAGAAAUGCCUGGUAAAACAGCCGAGAAGGCUUCCGGAAAGGAUAAGCCAAAGACAAAGGCUAAGGCCAAACCGGUAUCCCAAUCCAGCCGGGCCCAAAUCACAUUCCCCGUGGCUCGUGUCCACCGGCAACUCAAGAAGCACAACACAUCAAAAAUGCGCAUCGGAGCCACCGCAGCCGUGACCACCGCUGCCGUCCUGGAUUACCUGACCGCCGAGAUUCUGGAGUGUGCCGGCUACACCGCCCAGAAAUUCAAUGUGAAGCGCAUUACCCCGCGCCACCUGCAGCUGGCCAUUCGAGCUGACCAGGAACUGGACACCCUGAUCACGGCCACCAUUUCCGGAGGCGGUGUGAUUCCGCAUAUACACCGAUUCUUGACCAAUGAGAAAAAUGGUAGCGGAAGUAAGGAUCGAGAUCCUGAGGAGGAUGAGGAGGCCACAUCCUCGCAGGCCUACUAAGCCAGCGAGAAAUUGAGGACCACUUUCAUACACUUCAUAUAUUCAAUGUGUUCUAUCUAGCAUCCCCCGAAAAACCCACAAGCAUACAAUUUUCAAGAAAAAACGAACCAAUAAGAAACAAAAACCAAAGCAAAGUUAUUACACUGGAAAAAUUAGUUAUAUGAA
Messenger RNA from Drosophila takahashii, 745 nucleotides. Its product is annotated as histone H2A.V-like. Gene Ontology annotation, molecular function: DNA binding; structural constituent of chromatin; protein heterodimerization activity. Gene Ontology annotation, cellular component: chromatin; nucleosome. NCBI's taxonomy places the organism in Eukaryota, Metazoa, Arthropoda, Insecta, Diptera, Drosophilidae. Gene Ontology annotation, biological process: heterochromatin formation. The record is from RefSeq and is a predicted model, not a curated record.